Molecule: messenger RNA, 1775 nt
Organism: Drosophila hydei
Lineage: Eukaryota; Metazoa; Arthropoda; Insecta; Diptera; Drosophilidae
Gene: D2hgdh
Product: D-2-hydroxyglutarate dehydrogenase, mitochondrial
Exons: 5
Coding region: 157-1731 (524 amino acids)
Cellular component (GO): mitochondrion
Molecular function (GO): catalytic activity; FAD binding
Source: RefSeq, a predicted model, not a curated record
UUAUUUUAGUGAUUGUCGUCUGUGAUUUCGUUUUAGUUUUGUUUUGGUUGCGCCUAAGAUUGUGCGACUAGGCGAGCAAAUAAUAUAAAGAAGAAAUUUCAAAACUUUUGACCAAGGUCUUGUCAUUGAUUGUUGCAUUUGAUCAGCUUUACAAGAAUGCGUUUCCAUCAGGGCCUAAUGCAAAUGCGCAGAUAUGCGACUGCCGUUACCCUUCGGCAAUUUGCGCAGGCACACACACACGCCAGCACACGCACAAGCACACAGACGACGGUGGUGCGAACACUGGCAAGCAGCGCAUCGCCGCUGCCGGAACUGACACAGAUCUCGGACAACGUACAGCGCGGCAAUUACGCCCAGCUCAAUGAUAAGGAUGUAUCACACUUUGAGCAGCUGCUGGGCAAGAAUUAUGUGCUCACCGAGGAUCUGGAGGGCUAUAACAUAUGCUUUCUGAAGCGCAUACGAGGCAAUAGCAAGCUGGUGCUAAAGCCCGGCAACACCCAGGAGGUGGCCGCCAUAUUGCGCUACUGCAACGAGCGGCGGUUGGCGGUGGUGCCGCAGGGUGGCAACACGGGUCUGGUUGGCGGCUCGGUGCCCAUUUGCGACGAGAUUGUGUUGUCCAUGCAGCGCCUGAAUAAGGUGCUCUCUGUCGAUGAGGUGACGGGCAUUGCCAUCGUUGAGGCCGGUUGCAUUUUGGAGAAUUUCGAUCAGCGCGCCCGCGACGUGGGUCUAACGGUGCCGCUCGAUCUGGGCGCCAAGGCCAGCUGCCACAUCGGUGGCAAUGUGUCCACAAACGCCGGCGGCGUUCGCGUCGUGCGCUACGGCAAUUUGCACGGCUCCGUUCUGGGCGUCGAAGCGGUUCUGGCCAAUGGUCAGGUGCUCGACCUGAUGUCAAAUUUCAAGAAGGACAACACGGGCUACCACAUGAAACACCUGUUCAUUGGCUCCGAGGGCACACUGGGCGUGGUCACCAAGCUGGCGAUGCUCUGUCCGCAUGUCUCAAAGGCCGUCAACGUCGCCUUCAUUGGACUCAAUUCCUUUGACGAUGUCCUCAAGACGUUUGUCAGCGCCAAGCGCAAUCUGGGCGAGAUUCUUAGCUCCUGCGAACUCAUCGAUCAGCUUGCCCUCAACACGGCGCUACAGCAGUUCAAGUUUCUUAAUUCACCCAUCUCUGGCUAUCCGUUCUACAUGCUGAUCGAGACUUCGGGCAGCAAUGGCGAUCAUGACGAGGAGAAGAUCAAUCAAUUCAUUAGCCAGGGCAUGGAGCGUGGCGAAAUUUUGGAUGGUACCGUUACCGGCGAGCCCGGAAAAGUGCAGGAAAUUUGGAAGAUCCGUGAAAUGGUGCCACUGGGCCUGAUCGAGAAGAGUUUCUGCUUCAAAUACGAUAUAUCAUUGCCGCUGCGCGAUUUCUAUAACAUCGUGGACGUGAUGCGAGAGCGCUGCGGCCCCUUGGCCACGAUCGUUUGCGGCUAUGGCCAUCUGGGCGAUUCGAAUCUGCAUUUGAAUGUGUCCUGCGAUCAGUUCAAUGAUGAAAUCUACAAACGCGUCGAGCCGUUCGUUUACGAAUACACCUCAAAGCUGAAGGGCAGCAUCAGUGCCGAGCAUGGCAUCGGCUUUCUCAAAAAGGACUAUUUGCAUUACUCCAAGGAUCCGGUGGCCAUCAACUGGAUGCGCGACAUGAAGAAAAUGUUCGAUCCCAACGGCAUACUGAAUCCCUACAAAAUGCUUAACUAAAUGCAGUUCGUAAUAAUCCCGAAAUUUUUUUUUUGUCUAUUCUA